UCUCCAAGCACCAGCCGUUUGGGAAAAUUCAAUCCGCGUGUCAUAACGAAAAUCCGCUCACACCAAACUAUCCCUCUCGUCAGCCCACCUCCUCCUUGUUGCCUCCCUCGUCUUCCCCUCGACAGGACAAUCAUCAAUUGCGAAUUCCUUUUUAAUUUUCUGCUUUUUGUGUAAUUGUCAAUCAAAAAAUUCUCACCAACUUAUCCGACGUUUAACUCCUCAGAUCUAAUCUAGCUAAUUAAUCAAAACCCAAAAACCCUCCCACUAAGUCAAGAAAAAAUGUCAAGCGGAAGCGACGACGAGGACGAGCUCCUUCAGAUGGCAUUGAUGGAGCAAUCGCAGAGAGAUGUCAGCUACCAGAAACCCCCUUCCUCCAAUUCCCGCAAGCCGGUCGCGAACUUCGUGCAACCGCCGUCGCAAACCAGGCCGCAGAAGCCGGCGGGCAGUUCUGUUUCCAACGCCGUGGCGCACAAAAAGGCUGCGGCAAGGAAGAUGUCUAUGGAUGAUGAUGAUGAGUCGGAGUUGGAGAUACUUAGCAUUUCGAGUGGGGACGAUGAUGUGGGAAGGGAUCGCGGAGGAGGAGGAGGGAGAGGAAAGGGUGGAGGGGGAGCCAGGGGACUGAAAGAAGAAGAGAGCGCGUGGGACGGAGAGGAACCUGAUUGCUGGAAGCGGGUCGAUGAAGCUGAGCUCGCUCGUAGAGUUCGUGAAAUGCGAGAGACAAGAACAGCACCGGUGGCUCAAAAGUUUGAGCGGAAGGUUUCAGCAACAGGUGUAAGACCGGGGCUUAAUAGUUUGCAAUCUUUUCCACGUGGCAUGGAAUGCAUUGAUCCAUUGGGAUUAGGCAUAAUAGAUAACAAGUCACUGAGGUUGAUCACAGAGGCAUCAGAAAGUUCUCCAUCAAAAACUGAUAGAGAUUAUCUGGAUAGUAACCUUCGUGAGAAGUUGAUGUAUUUCUCCGAGAAGUUUGAUGCUAAGCUGUUUCUAGCUCGGAUUCACCAAGAUACAAGUGCAGCAGAUUUAGAGGCUGGGGCUGUUGCACUAAAAACUGAUCUUAAAGGACGAACUCAGCAGAGAAAACAAUUGGUUAAAGACAAUUUUGAUUGUUUUGUGUCUUGUAAAACAACCAUUGAUGAUAUUGAGUCAAAAUUGAAGCGGAUUGAAGAAGACCCUGAAGGUUCUGGGACUUCUCACUUGUACAAUUGCAUGAAAGGUGUAAGCUCACUGGCCAAUCGUGCUUUUGAGCCUCUGUUUGAGAGACAGGCACAAGCCGAGAAGAUCAGAUCUGUCCAAGGAAUGCUUCAGAGAUUUCGAACAUUGUUCAAUUUACCCAGUACCAUUCGUGGCAGUAUUAGUAAGGGUGAAUAUGACUUGGCUGUUAGGGAAUACAAGAAGGCAAAAUCAAUUGCUUUGCCCUCUCAUGUGAAUAUACUUAAACGAGUCCUUGAAGAGGUUGAGAAGGUGAUGCAUGAGUUCAAAGGUACACUUUACAAGUCGAUGGAAGAUCCAAAAAUAGACCUGACAAAUCUUGAGAACACUGUGAGGUUGUUGUUGGAGUUGGAACCUGAGUCUGAUCCUGUAUGGCAUUACUUGAAUGUUCAGAAUCACAGAAUUCGAGGCUUGCUUGAGAAGUGCACUUUAGAUCACGAAGCAAGGAUGGAAAGUUUGCACUAUGAGAUGCGUGAAAGAGCUUUAUCUGAUGCAAAGUGGCACCAGAUUCAACAAAGUUUAGCUCCAUCUUCAGAUGUUGACUACUCUCUUGGGAAUGACCAAUUGCUAGUUGAUUCACAACCUCUGGCCUUGACUGGGGAAGAAGUUGAUGCUCUAAGAGGAAGGUAUAUCAGAAGGUUAACUGCUGUGCUUAUCCAUCACAUACCGGCAUUCUGGAAAGUAGCACUUUCUGUUUUCAGCGGAAAAUUUGCAAAGUCUUCCCAAGUUUCUGACGCCUCAACAAUUAAAAAUGAAGAAAAGGUUGGAGAGGGGAGAUAUUCAAGUCAUUCUUUGGAUGAAGUUGCUGGAAUGAUAUGCAAUACUAUAUCUGUAUAUGAACAAAAGGUUCAUAGCACAUUUCGUGAUCUUGAUGAGUCAAAUAUUCUACGCUCAUACAUGAGCGAUGCCAUAAAGGAAAUAUCAAAAGCAUGCCAAGCAUUUGAAUCGAAAGAGUCAGCUCCUCCUAUUGCUGUCAUGGCCCUAAGAGCCCUUCAUGCUGGAAUCACUAAAAUCUAUAUCCUAAGGCUUUGCUCUUGGAUGCGGGCAUCAACAGAUAGUAUCUCAAAAGAGGAAACAUGGGUCCCUGUAUCCAUUCUUGAAAGGAAUAAGUCUCCUUAUGCAAUCUCUUACUUGCCAUUGGCAUUUCGCUCGGUUAUGACCUCAGCAAUGGAUCAGAUCUACUUGAUGAUUCAGUCCUUGAAGGGCGAAACUACAAAGUCAGAAGAUAUGUUUGUACAGCUUCAAGAAAUUCAAGUCUCUGUUAGGCUUGCAUUUUUAAACUGUUUUCUGGAUUUUGCAGCUCAUUUGGAGCACAUUGCGACCGAGCUUGCACCCAACAAGUCAAGCAAUGAAAGUACACAUUUACAAAAUGGAUAUUCUUACGAAGGAGAGGAGGCAUCAUCAGUUGAUCUCCCAGGAAGUGUUGUUAAUCCCCACCAAAGGCUGUUGAUAGUCUUAAGUAAUAUAGGGUACUGCAAAGACGAGCUUUCUUCCGAGUUGUACAACAAGUACAGUCAUAUCUGGUUGCAGUCUAGGGAAAAGGAUGAGGAUGAGAGUGACAUCCAAGAUCUAGUUAUGUCUUUCUCUGGCCUUGAAGAGAAAGUCCUUGAGCAGUAUACUUUUGCUAAGGCAAAUUUAAUCAGAACAGCUGCCAUGAAUUAUUUAUUAGAUUCUGGUGUUCAAUGGGGCUCAGCACCUACAGUCAAAGGAGUUCGCGAUGCUGCUGUUGAGUUAUUGCAUACUCUAGUGGCUGUGCAUGCAGAGGUCUUUGCUGGUGCUAAGCCCCUCUUGGACAAGACACUUGGCAUUCUGGUUGAAGGUCUUGUUGAUACUUUCCUCAGCCUCUUCCAUGAAAAUAAAGAAAAAGAUCUUAGAUCACUUGAUCAAAAUGGUUUCUGCCAAUUGAUGCUUGAGCUGGAAUACUUUGAGGCUAUACUGAAUCCGUAUUUUACCGCGGAUGCAAGAGAAUCUUUGAAGUCUUUGCAAGGGGUACUACUGGAGAAAGCUACUGAGAGCGCCAGUGAGGUUGUUGAGAAUCCAGGGCAUCACCGCCGGCAAACUCGAGGGAGUGAGGAUACUGCUUCUGAAGACAAACAGCAUGGGAUGACUGUGUCUCCUGAUGACUUAAUUGCUCUUGCACAACAGUAUACCUCUGACUUACUUGAAGCGGAACUCGAGAGGACCCGCAUCAACACAGCAUGCUUUGUGGAGUCACUUCCGUUGGAGUCAGCACCAGAAUCAGCUAAAGCUGCAUAUGCUUCUUUCAGAGGACCAAUGGAUUCUCCCAGCAGAAACAACCGAAGUGCACAACCAGCUGGAUCCCCAAGUUUUUCUCGGCAAAGGCGUAGAUAGAAUAGUCAGUUCCCGCAUUUUCUUUUUUCACUUCAUUUCUCCCUUGCUGUAUGUCCAAUUGUUGUAUGGUAAUUUUUUUCACAGCUUAUGAAAGCAGUUCAUGUUCUUUUUUUUUCUAAACGUCCUUCAUGAGCUUGGAUUUUUCUUUAUGAUCCGGCAGGUAUUUUAUUCUGUAUAAUUAUUUAUGGCCUAAAACUAUGUAAAUAAAUUGCUUUUAGUGGUGAUUGUCAAUUGA
Molecule: messenger RNA, 3793 nt
Organism: Carica papaya (papaya)
Lineage: Eukaryota; Viridiplantae; Streptophyta; Magnoliopsida; Brassicales; Caricaceae
Gene: SEC5A
Product: exocyst complex component sec5
Biological process (GO): exocytosis; Golgi to plasma membrane transport
Cellular component (GO): exocyst
Source: RefSeq, a predicted model, not a curated record